CCGGGCCAGUUUGCACCUGGAAAGAGAAGGCGGCUGCUGGAGGGACGGAGCGGGGCCGCUGCGCUCAGAGCCUGCCACGAGGAAGCGAUGGAAAGCCCAGGGAAGGGCAGCCCCGGCGGGAAGAUGACAGCCAUGGCUCGCAGCCUGUCCCAAUUAAUGGAUUCUGACAUGGAUUAUGAGAGGCCAAACGUAGAAACCAUCAAGUGCGUCGUGGUCGGGGACAACGCGGUGGGCAAGACCCGGCUCAUCUGUGCCCGCGCCUGCAACGCCACCUUGACCCAGUACCAGCUGCUGGCCACCCACGUGCCCACGGUGUGGGCCAUCGACCAGUACCGCGUCUGCCAGGAGGUGCUGGAGCGCUCCCGGGAUGUGGUAGACGAUGUCAGCGUGUCCUUGCGCCUCUGGGACACUUUUGGUGACCACCACAAGGACAGGCGCUUUGCCUACGGCAGGUCCGACGUUGUGGUUUUGUGCUUCUCCAUCGCCAACCCCAACUCCCUGCACCAUGUGAAGACCAUGUGGUACCCGGAGAUCAAACACUUCUGUCCCCGCGCCCCCGUCAUCCUGGUGGGCUGCCAGCUCGACCUGCGCUACGCCGACCUGGAGGCCGUCAACCGGGCGCGGCGCCCCUUGGCCAGGCCAAUUAAGCCUAAUGAGAUUCUCCCCCCGGAGAAGGGCAGGGAGGUGGCCAAGGAGCUGGGGAUCCCUUAUUACGAGACCAGCGUGGUGGCCCAGUUCGGCGUCAAGGACGUCUUUGACAACGCCAUCCGCGCCGCCCUCAUCUCCCGCCGCCACCUGCAGUUCUGGAAGUCCCACCUGCGCAACGUGCAGCGGCCCCUGCUCCAAGCCCCCUUCCUCCCCCCCAAACCCCCUCCUCCGGUCAUCAUCGUCCCAGACCCCCCUUCCAACAACGAGGAGCGUCCGGCCCACCUCCUGGAGGACCCCCUGUGCGCGGACGUCAUCCUGGUGCUGCAAGAGAAGAUCAAAAUCUACGCACACAAGAUCUACCUCUCCACUUCCUCCUCCAAGUUCUACGACCUGUUCCUCAUGGACCUGAGCGAGGAGGACCAGCAGAGCGCGGCGGCGGGGCACGGGCACGUCGCGGCGGCCGCCGAGAGGAUGCUGCACCAGGAGGAGAGGCACCACGGGCGGGAUUUCCUCCUGCGAGCCGCCAGCUUCGACAUCUGCGAGAGCGCCGAGGAGGCCGGACCCGGCCAGCGCCAACCGUGCCUUAGAGCCUCCACCAGUGACGGCAUCCUGCGGGGAAACCGCUACGAGGGCGGCGAGCGCGGGCUGCGCCGGGGCCGCAACCUCUCCUCGUGGAGCCGGGCUUUCACCAGCAUCCAGGAGGAGAUGGCCGAAGACCCGCUGACCUACAAGUCCAAGCUGAUGGUGGUGGUGAAGAUGGACUCGUCCAUCCAGCCAGGUCCUUUCCGGGCCGUGCUGAAGUACCUGUACACGGGAGAGCUGGACGAGAACGAGCGGGACCUGAUGCACAUCGCCCACAUCGCCGAGCUGCUGGAGGUGUUCGACCUGCGCAUGAUGGUGGCCAACAUCCUCAACAACGAGGCGUUCAUGAACCAGGAGAUCACCAAAGCCUUCCACGUCCGCAGGACCAACCGCGUGAAGGAAUGCCUGGCCAAGGGGACCUUCUCAGAUGUCACCUUCGUGCUGGAUGACGGUGCUAUCAGUGCCCACAAGCCCCUGCUCAUCUCCAGCUGCGACUGGAUGGCCGCGAUGUUCGGCGGCCCCUUCGUGGAGAGCUCCACCAACGAGGUGGCACUUCCUCACACCAGCAAGAGCUGCAUGCGGGCGGUGCUGGAGUACCUGUACACGGGGCAGUUCAGCUCCAGCCCCGACCUGGACGACAUGAAGCUCAUCAUCCUCGCCAACCGCCUCUGCCUGCCACGGGGGGGGGCCCGUGCAGAGCAGUACACGGUCACCGGGCUGAUGGAGGCGGCGCAGAUGAUGGUGGACAUCGAUGGGGACGUGCUGGUGUUCCUGGAGCUGGCUCAGUUCCACUGCGCCUACCAGCUCGCCGACUGGUGCCUGCACCACAUCUGCACCAACUACAACAACGUCUGCCGCAAGUUCCCCCGCGACAUGAAAGCCAUGUCGGGAGAGAACCAGGAGUACUUCGAGAAGCACCGCUGGCCGCCGGUGUGGUACCUGAAGGAGGAGGAUCACUACCAGCGGGCGAAGAAGGAGCGGGAGAAGGAAGAUUACCUGCACCUCAAGCGGCAGCCCAAGAGGCGCUGGCUCUUCUGGAACGCCUCCUCCUCCCCUUCUUCCUCUCCUUCAUCGUCGGCAGCCACAGCCUCCUCUUCCUCCUCCUCCUCCUCCUCCUCGGCUGUGGUUUGAAAGCCCCAGCGAGACGGGGAGGAGGAGGAGGAGGAGGAGGAGGAAGGGUGGGAUGCCCUGCCCCAGCGCCAGGCGUGGAGCGGCACAAGCCCCGCAGCGCAGGCGGUGGCCACUGGGGAGGGGCUCAGGGCCACUGGG
Molecule: messenger RNA, 2499 nt
Organism: Ficedula albicollis (Collared flycatcher)
Lineage: Eukaryota; Metazoa; Chordata; Aves; Passeriformes; Muscicapidae
Gene: RHOBTB2
Product: Rho related BTB domain containing 2
Exons: 12
Coding region: 88-2361 (757 amino acids)
Biological process (GO): small GTPase-mediated signal transduction
Molecular function (GO): GTPase activity; protein binding; GTP binding
Source: RefSeq, a predicted model, not a curated record